AAUCCCGCGUCUGUGGUGGGAAUCCAACAAUUUUUUUUAUUUACAUUACAUUUAAAACUGUUCAUUUUUGUAUCAUUGUUAAAAUUUCUCGUAAUUCAUAACUGUUGUUUUUAAUAUAAUUAGCUCGUGCAAUCAUAUACUUCAUCAAAAUUAUUUAUAUUAUGAAACUUAGUGAAUAACAAUCAGAAAAUAUGCCGAAACGUAAAAAGAUUUCAAUUACUUCUGAAGAGAGCAGCAAAGAUGGCAGUGAAAGUUCUAAGAGAAGAAAAAGUGAACUUGAUCCAGUCGAAAUCUGUCAUGAGCUUUAUGAAACAAUCAGAAACCAUCGUACAGAAGAUGGUCGGCUUUUAUGUGAAUCUUUUAUUAGAGCUCCAAAUCGAAGGAGUUUAGCAGAUUAUUAUGAUGUUAUAACUACCCCUAUUGACCUGUUGAAAAUUCAACAGAAAUUAAAAACAGAAGAAUAUAUGGAUGUUAAUCAGUUUGCGUCAGAUAUAGAAUUGAUGGUUAACAAUGCAAAAAGUUAUUAUAAGAAAAGUUCUCAGGAGUAUAGGGAUGCCUGUGAUUUGUGGGAUAUAUUUGUUGAUGCUAAAACUGAUUUGUUAAACAUUGAAGUGCGUAAAGAAGAUGACAAGUCAAGUGAAAUUGAUGAUGAUCGAGGUAGUGAAUGCAGUGAGGAUGAAAGUGUCUAUGAGGAACUUUUUACUACUGUCAUGACAGCGGCAGAUAUGGAAGGGCGUGCUCUCAGCACCAUGUUUCAGUUGCUGCCUUCUAGAACACUAUAUCCUGAGUACUAUAAAGUGAUUCAUGACCCCAUUGAUUUAAAAAUGAUUGCUCAGAGGAUCCAGAACAAUGACUACAGGUCUCUAACUGAAAUGGAAAAGGAUUUGCUUCAGAUGAUUAAGAAUGCUAAGAUUUUCAAUGAACCUGGUUCUCAAAUCUAUAAGGAUGCUGCAACAUUAAGAAAAAUAGUUCUUAUCAAGAAAGCAGAAAUUGAUCAAAGAAAAGCUUAUCCUGCAAAAUCAAGUGAAAGAAUAAGGAACAAACGUCUUGCGGGUGGUCAGAAAUGGUCAUCCAUCAUAGCAGCUUUGAAAUACGAUGCAGCCCCUAAGGUAGAUCUGACUUCAGAGGCUGCGUCCCCAGCAUCGGUGGUAGAGAUUGCUGAUGAAAGUGUAGAUGCAGAGGAUGAGUCGGAUCCAGAAGAUGCUCACAACAACCCGCAGUGGAUGCUAUAUGAGACAGUUAAAAAUUACAUAAACACUCAAGGAUACCAGCUGUCUGAACCUUUCUGGACCUUACCAUCCAGGAGAUCUUAUCCUGAUUAUUACAAAGAAAUUAAGCAGCCUAUGUCGUUAUUCAAGAUAAGAACUAAAAUCAAAACAGGUCAUUAUACUAGUCUAGUUGAUGUGGUAGAUGAUAUGAAUCUUAUGUUUGAAAAUGCCAAAAAGUAUAACCGUCCUGACUCAAAAUUAUUUAAAGAUGCUGUGAAACUGCAGAAAAUAAUGCAAGCAAAGGCCAGGGAACUGAUAAAUCAACAUAUGAAGGACUCUGAAAGUGAUGAAGAUGAAGAUCGUGCAUCAAAACGCAAAGCAAAAAAGCUGGUCCUUAGUCCUUUGCCAGAAAUAAAGAAACAGAGGAGAAGUUUGGAUGGAGAAACUCCAACUAGUUUAAAAAAGAAAGCCAGGGCUCUAUACAGAGCUAUCCAUGAUUAUGUGGAUGAGGAUGGCCGCCCUCUUAUUUCUGUAUUCAUGGAAAAACCUUCCAAGAAAGAUUAUCCCGAUUAUUAUGAAAUCAUUGCUAAUCCAAUAGACAUGAAAACCAUUGAUAGUAAUAUUAAAGCUGAUAAAUAUGUGAAUGAAGAUGGCCUAAUAUCUGAUUUUCGACUGAUGUUUUCUAAUUGUAAGCACUAUAAUGAAGAAGGUUCUCAGAUCUAUCAGGAUGCUGAAACCUUGGAAAGUGUGUUAAACAACAAAAUACAAGAAAUGGGACUGAAUCUUUGCGAAACACCAAAGAUGCGUAUUCCUAUGAAGAGAGUGAUAAAGGACUUUGCUAAAGAAGAGUUGCAAAAAAAUUCAGGCUUGACUGGUAUCAAACAAAAGUUAAAGCAGUUCUAUGAUACAGUAAAAGAGUACACUGAUAAUAGAGGGAGGAAGCUGUCUUUAAUAUUCAACAAGUUGCCAUCUAAAACUGACUAUCCGGAUUACUAUGAAGUAAUCAAAAGACCCAUUGAUUUGGAUAAGAUUGGUGCCAAAUUGAAAUCGGGCCAGUAUGAGACUCUUGAAGACAUGUUAUCAGAUUUUGUGCUGAUGUUUGAUAAUGCCUGCAAAUAUAAUGAACCAGAUUCCCAAAUUUAUAAAGAUGCUUUGACGAUGCAACGGAUGACAUUGCAGACAAAACUUGAAUUAAAUGAAGACACAAACAAUGGAGUACCAGAUGUGAGAGCUUUGGUUCAAGAAUUGCUUACAGACCUUUUUAUUUCAACUUACAAUCAUCAGGAUGAAGAAGGGCGAUGUUUUAGUGACUCCGUGGUUGAAUUUUCUGAAACUGAUGCUGCCUCAACAGAUCCUUCAAAGAAGGUCUUAAAUCUGGAUAUGAUAAAAAGAAAUCUAGACAAGGGAAAAUAUAAGCGUCUAGAUCGUUUUCAGGAAGACAUGUUUGAUGUGUUUGAACAUGUUCGUCACAACAGCCGAACAGAUUCUCAAGUUUUUGAGGAUUCUGUAGAAUUACAAUCUUUUUUCAUCAAACGUAGAGAUGUUCUUUGUAAAAAUGGAGAAGUCCUGCUUUCACCAGCAUUGCAAUAUACAGAGGCAGACUUACAGGCAAGUGUGGAGACACUGCGAGCUCAAAAGUUGCCUAGAGAACAGCAAGAAGCAGAGCUGGAACCUAAACAGGAAAAGGAAGAAACUCGCACAAAUGAAAUAUCUAGUUCAGAUAGUGCAACAUUUCAAACAGAAACUUAUUAUGUUGGUGAUUUUGUUUACAUAGAACCUAGAGAAAAAGGGAUGGAUCCUCAUAUUAUGCAUGUGGAAAAGCUUUGGCGUGAUAAUCUAGGAGAGCAGUGGCUGUAUGGCUGCUGGUUUUACAGACCAAAUGAAACCUUUCACUUGGCGACUCGCAAGUUCCUAGAAAAAGAAGUAUUUAAAAGUGAUAAUUAUAACAGCACUCCCCUGAAUCAAGUAAUUGGGAAGUGCUAUGUCAUGUUUGUGAAAGAUUAUUUCAAAUUCAGACCUCUUGAAUUUGAAUUUAAAGAUGUAUAUGUUUGUGAAUCUAGAUACUCCGCCAAAGCGAAAGCAUUUAAAAAGAUUAAAGUAAGUGACAUUAAAAAAAUAUGGAAUUUUACUGCUAACAUUCAUGUACAUAUCGUCCCUCGAGAAGAACCAGUUGACCCAAUACGUGUUCCAUCUGUGUUUAAAGAUGGAUUUGAAAAACCAAAGGAUGAAAGUAAUGAUGAUGAACCUGAUUUGGAUGUUGUUACAAAGCCCAGACCAAAUUUGGUUUGUGAAGUGCAAAACCCAGAUGAAGGAGCAAUUUAUUAUGAACAGUACACAAUUCCAUCAGGGACAUACAAGCUUGGUGACUGUUGUUAUGUGCGAACAGAGCACAAUAAAUCUCUUAUAGGCAGGAUAGACAGGAUGUGGAUUGACAAAAUGGGCAAUGCUUUCUUCCAUGGGCCGUGGUUUGUGACUCCUCAAGAAGUUCAACAUCCACCAACAAGGCUAUUUUUCCGACAAGAAGUGUUCCUGAGUUCUAUUGAAGACACUAAUCCUUUACUCAGUGUUAUAGGACACUGUGCAGUCCUAGAAUAUAAAGAUUACUGUACAAAGCGCCCAACAGAAGUUCCCGAACAAGAUGUAUAUAUUUGUGAAUCCCGAUACUUAGAAGCUGAAAGACAAAUCAGAAGGCUUUCAAAGGGCUUGCGAAAGAUACCUUUAACUUCAAAUGUCACGGAAGAUGAAUGGUUCUUUUUCCGCAAACCUAUUAAUCCACAAAAGAGUGAAGUCAUUGCAUUACCUGCCAUUCCUAAGAAGAUAUCGACACCCAGCACAUCUGAACUGUCUCCAUUGAUGAAUAGACCAACCAUGGAAACAGAUAAUGAAGAAUCGAAUGAUGUGUCCACACCUAUGACUGUUUCAGAACAAGACACAGCAACACCUAUUCUGUCUUCAGUCAAAAAGAAUUCUAAAAGAAUUGUCACUGGUUACAUUCUUUUUGCUAGUGAAGUACGUAGAUCUGUGAUAGCUGCCAAUCCAGAUCGAUCAUUUGGAGACAUAAGUCGUCUGAUUGGCACAGAAUGGCGCAAUCUACCUGCUUCAAAGAAAGCAGAUUAUGAAGAAAGGGCUCAGAAGCAGAAUGAGGAAACCCAAGCACAGCUAUUGAAUGAAAGCAGUUUACCACAUUCCCCAGCCUCCACACAAGGUUCUGAAAGAAACGAGCACAUUGUUUAUGAGUGUCUAUGGGACGGAUGUGACUACCAGUUUGAAGACCAGACAGAUCUCAUUGAACACUUGGCAGUCGAGCCAGGUGGACAUAUCCAGCAAACCUUUAAGAAUAAGAAUGCUGAAAAGCUGGAAAUUCAGUGUUUGUGGUAUAAUUGUCAGAGGAUAAAGAAAAAUAUCCCACCUUUUCCGAAUGUGGCUCGUCUUAUUCGUCAUGUGAAGGAAGUGCAUUUGAAAACUUCUGCGAAAAACAUUCUUCCUGAAAACAGAAACAGGAAUUAUACUCCCUCUAAGAGAAAUGCUGCCAACAGUAUACUUGGAGCAACAAGCAAUUCCAACUUCCCAACAACCUUUAAAAACGUACCUUUUAAUGGGGGACCUCCGUCUUCCCCCUUUCAACCAGGGAUCACCUACUCCUUCAGUGGAGCCACCACACCGAGGCCAGGUCAAAGUUCUGUGCAACAUGGAAGUAAACCCCUGGAGCCAAUGUUCAUUGCUGCACCACCCAGGACGCAACGUUUGCUGCAUUCCAAUGUAUAUAUAAAGUACAUAGAAGGUCUGCAGGCCGAAUCUAAAUACAUCAGCAACUGGGACUCUCACCUCAAGGCCACUCCAGAAACAACUGUGGUGCCCGACCCUCAGCGCCUUCCCACCCACUGGUUAGGCAACAGCUUUGAGAACCAUGGGUCUGCCCUAAACGCACUGUGGGCUCUGCGGAAUUUCAUGCUAAAAGAUGCGCUUAACAUUUCAAAGAUUCUUUGAUUGUAGCAUCUCUCAUCCUUUAUGUCCUGCAUCACAUCAAAAAACCCAACAUAUUCAAAAACGCAUCUUUAUAGAAAAGACUUUCUUUUUUUAAACUAUAAAGCAUUUAAAGAAAAUAUUUAUUGCAUCUGUCUGUCACAGAUUUUAUAUAUAUUUUUUGUUUUGCUUUUGUUGUUUUCUUCCUAUUGUUUUAAACAAGUCAAAUGUCUUGUUAUCAACUGGAUGUCAACUCUUUGUCAUGUUUUCUAAGCCAUUUACCCUCCAAAAAGGGAAUUUGUUGUACAUCGAGAAGAAAAUAAAGUCAUUUUUCUCUAA
Messenger RNA from Argiope bruennichi, 5510 nucleotides. It is a transcript of the gene polybromo, whose product is annotated as protein polybromo-1-like. The record is from RefSeq and is a predicted model, not a curated record. Gene Ontology annotation, cellular component: RSC-type complex. Gene Ontology annotation, molecular function: protein binding; chromatin binding. The transcript has 42 exons. NCBI's taxonomy places the organism in Eukaryota, Metazoa, Arthropoda, Arachnida, Araneae, Araneidae. Gene Ontology annotation, biological process: chromatin remodeling. The coding region runs from base 192 to 5195 and encodes 1667 amino acids.